This is a messenger RNA of Gorilla gorilla gorilla (western lowland gorilla), 771 nucleotides long. Its product is annotated as poly(rC)-binding protein 2-like. Lineage: Eukaryota; Metazoa; Chordata; Mammalia; Primates; Hominidae. The coding region runs from base 1 to 549 and encodes 182 amino acids. Gene Ontology annotation, molecular function: RNA binding. The record is from RefSeq and is a predicted model, not a curated record. The transcript has a single exon.
AUGCUACCCAACUCAACUGAGCAGGCCAUCACUAUUGCUGGCAUUCCGCAAUCCAUCAUUGAGUGUGUCAAACAGAUCUGUGUGGUCAUGUUGGAGUACCCCCCGAAGGGCGUGACCAUCCCGUACCGACUCAAGCCUUCCAGCUCUCCGGUCAACUUUGCAGGUGGUCAGGCCUAUACCAUUCAAGGACAGUUUGCCAUUCCACAGCCAGAUUUGACCAAGCUGCACCAGUUGGCAAUGCAACAGUCUCAUUUUCCCAUGACGCAUGGCAACACCGGAUUCAGUGCAGGUUUGGAUACAUCUGCUCAGACUACUUCUCAUGAACUCACCAUUCCAAACAAUUUGAUUGGCUGCAUAAUCUGGCGUCAAGGCGCCAAAAUCAAUGAGAUCCGUCAGAUGUCUGGGGCACAGAUCAAAAUUGCGAACCCAGUGGAAGGAUCUACUGAUAGGCAGGUUACCAUCACUGGAUCUGCUGCCAGCAUUAGCCUGGCUCAAUAUCUAAUCAGUGUCAGGCUUUCCUCGGAGACGGGUGGCAUGGGGAGCAGCUAGAACAAUGCAGAUUUAUCCAUAAUCCCUUUCUGCUGUUCACCACCACCCAUGAUCCAUCUGUGUAGUUUCUGAACAGUCAGCGAUUUCAGGUUUUAAAUAGUUUGUAAAUUUUCAGUUUCUACACUCUUCAUCAUCCACUCGUGAUUUUCUACUUAAAGCGUUUUAAUUCCUUUCUCUGUUCAGCUGUUGGUGCUGAGAUCCAUAUUUAGUUUUACAAGCUUC